Molecule: messenger RNA, 1341 nt
Organism: Fulvia fulva
Lineage: Eukaryota; Fungi; Ascomycota; Dothideomycetes; Mycosphaerellales; Mycosphaerellaceae
Product: Ribosomal lysine N-methyltransferase 4
Exons: 2
Coding region: 1-1341 (446 amino acids)
Biological process (GO): peptidyl-lysine monomethylation
Cellular component (GO): nucleus
Molecular function (GO): protein binding; protein-lysine N-methyltransferase activity
Source: RefSeq, a predicted model, not a curated record
AUGGAACGAAUGGAUACGAGCGAAGAGGAUGGCUUCCAAGAGAGAUCAAAGGUAUUCGUCAACUGGCUGAAGGAGAACGGUGCUUCAAUCUCCGCGAAGAUCAAAUUGGACGAUCUGAGACUGCAGAAUGCAGGUCGAGGUGUUGUGGCUGUCCAAGAUCUCAACGAAGACGAGGAGUUGUUCAGCAUACCGCGAUCGAUAAUACUGACCACAGAGACUUCAAGCAAUGGCGAAGCGGCACUGAAAGAGGUUGACGAUCCAUGGCUGUCCCUCAUCGUAGUCAUGGUCCUGGAGUACCUUGAUGGUCCACAGUCACGAUGGCAGCCAUACUUCGACGUUCUCCCCGAAUCAUUCGACAGUCUGAUGUUCUGGUCCGACGCCGAGCUUCAAUGCUUGGAGGGCAGCACGGUCGUUGACAAGAUUGGCAAAGAAGGCGCAGAUGCAGUCUUCAGCGAACAGCUGAUACCUGUCAUCGGGAAGAUCAACAAGAACAUCAGCUUGAGCAACGAAGAUUUGCUACGACUUUGCCAUCGCAUGGGCUCGACGAUCAUGGCAUAUGCCUUCGACCUAGAGAAGAGCUCGGACCAAGCGAAGAGUGACGAGGAAGAGUGGGAAGAAGACUCGGACGCUGGAGCGACGCUCCCAAAGGGCAUGGUGCCUCUCGCAGAUAUGCUCAAUGCCGACGCCGACCGCAACAACGCCAAGCUAUUCUACGAAGAUGACAAAGUGGUCAUGAAGACGAUCAAGCCAGUCAAGGCUGGCGAAGAACUGUACAACGACUUCGGCUCCCUGCCUCGGGCAGACUUGCUGCGAAGAUAUGGAUACGUCACGAACAACUAUGCUCAGUACGAUGUGGUUGAGAUACCAGCAGAACUGAUCAAGGAGAAAGCGGGAUUGCCGGGUAAAGAGCUCGACGAAAGAUGGCAAUACGCAGAUGAGCAGGGUGCCGUCGAUGAUGGCUACGACAUCUCUCGUGGAGACAGCGAAGACGGACAAUUCCCGGAGGAGCUUUGCGUACUGCUCAACUUGCUUGCGACGCCGAAGGCCGAGUUCGACAAGCUGAAGAAGAAGGACAAACUCCCAAGGCCAGAUUUGACGACGGAGGCCAAGAAGCUGUUGCGUACCAUCUUGGUCUAUCGCUAUGCGGCAUACCCUACCAGUGUCGACGAUGGACACGUCGAUGAAAGACGGCGCGAGAUGGCCCGAGCCGUCAUGCAGGGCGAAAAGGAGAUCUUGCAAGAAGCUGUCGAUGCCAUUUCGGACCUUUCAGCGGGAAAGAAGCGAUCUGCGAAUACUCUCGAGGACGAGGCCGCCGCGAUCAGACAGCCUGCCAAGAGAUGA